GGAGAGAGGAUCUUUAGCCCAGACCCCGCGGUCUAUCUAACGCGUCGUCCCACCGCUGAAAGCUUGAGGUUCAUCUCUCUGUUUCUCACUGAGAUCUCUCUCUCUCUCUCUCUCUCUCUCUCUCUCUGUGAUCUGGAUCUCUCUCCAUGACGACUAUAUGAAGAGGCCCUAUAUUGUCCAAGCUUGAAAGAAACCAUUUCUUCAACCCAAAACCACACAAGCUCUGAUCAGUAGUGUACUCAAUGGCGUGUCGUCGUGUAGUAUCUUCAGGAUUUCCUCUGAUCCUCAUAUUCCUCUCGCUUCUCAACGUCGCUGUUCUCUGUAAAACCCUCAAACGAGACGUGAAAGCUUUGAAUGAAAUAAAGGCGUCCCUGGGAUGGAGGGUGGUGUAUGCGUGGGUUGGAGAUGACCCUUGUGGAGAUGGUGAUUUACCGCCUUGGUCUGGUGUCACUUGCUCCACUCAGGGUGAUUAUAGAGUAGUUACAGAGCUGGAAGUUUAUGCUGUGUCAAUUGUCGGGCCUUUUCCUACUGCUGUUACUAAUUUGUUGGAUCUUACAAGGCUGGAUCUCCAUAACAACAAGUUGACCGGGCCAAUUCCUCCUCAAAUUGGGCGUUUGAAGCGUCUUAAAACACUGAAUUUGAGGUGGAAUAAGCUGCAAGAUGCCAUUCCUCCUGAAAUAGGUGAACUAAAGCAACUGACACACCUCUAUCUGAGUUUCAACAAUUUCAAAGGCGAGAUCCCCAAGGAGCUUGCUAAUCUUCCUGAGCUCCGUUAUCUCCUUCUACAUGAAAACCGUUUCAUUGGACGAAUCCCACCGGAAUUGGGAACUUUACAAAACCUUCGGCACUUGGAUGUUGGCAACAACCAUUUGGUUGGAACCAUAAGGGAACUGAUACGUAUUGAGGGAUGCUUUCCAGCUCUUCGCAACCUUUAUCUAAACAAUAAUUAUCUUACUGGAGGAAUUCCAGCACAGCUGGCAAACUUGAAAAAUUUGGAAAUCUUGUAUCUCUCCUACAACAAAAUGUCUGGAAUAGUACCAUACGGGCUUGCUCAUAUCCCUAGAUUAACUAACUUGUACCUGGAUCACAAUCAAUUUACUGGGAGGAUUCCUGAUGCCUUCUAUAAGCACCCUUUCUUGAAAGAAAUGUGAGUUUUUUUUCUUCAACUCCAUCCGUGGCAAAUCGCCCUUUGCAUUACCAUGUCAAAAAACUUAUUGAAUUCUGUCAACAGGUAUAUCGAAGGAAAUUCAUUCCGGCCUGGUGUUAACCCCAUUGGUGACCACAAAGUCCUUGAAGUUUCGGACACGGAAUUCCUUUUCUAGUCAAGACAAUCAAACUCUUCUCUCUCUGUCAGCAAUAUAUGUUCUUAUUGUUAGAAAUGGUGGUAUUUUGAUGCUAGUGUUUGAAAAUCAUGGUACCACAUAUUGUUGAUAACACUUUAUUUUCGAAAAGUUGGAAAAAAAAAAACUAAAAGUCGAAUUAAAUGUCUUCAAUUAAAUAUGUUGGUCCUACUGCUAGUUCUCUCGUUUGUAGAUAUUACCAUUUUUUGAGGUUAAGGCUAUC
Ilex paraguariensis (yerba mate) is the source of this 1563-nucleotide messenger RNA. The record is from the annotation of a GenBank genome assembly. NCBI's taxonomy places the organism in Eukaryota, Viridiplantae, Streptophyta, Magnoliopsida, Aquifoliales, Aquifoliaceae.